GGGCGGAGGAACUGGCUUCCUCCGUAGAGAUCUCAAUCUGGGUCCUCUGUCCCGCCCCAAAAGGCCAGAACAGACACACUCGGAAUCUUCGGCCCUGCCCGAGCUCCUUGCUCCCGAGGGGGCAGGCGGGACAGGCUGAAGACUGCAAGAACUUCCAAACAGAUAAAGGUUGUAAACUGAAGGAGAGAUGGGUGAUCGUGCCAAUCAUGGUCGAAAUGGCCAGACACACCAUGUGCGGACGCACACAGCAUCCCCUAGCCAAGACAGAAGCACCUGAAUUCCCAGGCCGCAUGCAGCUCCAUGCCACAGCCAACCUACCGUCACCCUGUGAGCCCCCUGCUUAUAUUGGCACCCACAGCGAGAACUGUACCCCAGGGUCUAGCUUUGCCCCACGCCCUGGGCGCUGGCCCCCAGUGUGCGCAUGUGGAGAGCAGCGUGGGGAGGGGGAAGUGGGAGGGGUGGGUGUCCGGUCUGGAGGCGGAUUCCUGUUUCCUGCCCUCCUCACUCAGCCCUGGGAGGUGACUGAGCGUGGAGGGGACUUCGGGGGGAUGACUCCAGCAGAGCACCCCAACCCUUUGAAGAGCUCAGAGGACAAUGUCGGCCCAGUCCCUUCCUACAGCGACACCUCCUACCCAGAAGCCCCCUCGAAUCAUCCGCCCCCGGCCCCCUUCUCGUGCCCGGACUGCCCAUUCCCCAGGACCUCCUCCCCAGAAUGGCUCCUCUCCACAAACACCCCCUCCAAGAACCUCCAAAGAUGCCCCAGGUCUCAUGUGCACCCCCCUCUUCUGGGAACCCCCAGCCGCAUCCCUCAAGCCUCCCGCCCUCCUGCCCCCCUCUGCUUCUAGAAGCAGCCUUGACUCCCAGACUUCCCCAGAUUCACCUUCCCGCACCCCCAGCCCUGUAUCCAGGCGCUCCAUUUCCCCGGAACCUGCUCCCCGCUCCCCUGUCCCCCCACCCAAGCCCUCUACAUUGCCCCGCACGCCUUUGCUCCCACUCCUCCCUACAGCUGAGGGCUUGGCCCAGGACAGCCCAGCCUCGUCGGUGCCUGGCACCGUGCGGAGACUGGCUGGCAGGUUUGAAUGGGGCACUGAAGGCAGGACCCAGACUGUGGAUGCUACGGAACGGGAUUCCCCAGGAGGAGCUGAUGUGAAUGGGGAGAGAGAGGCUCCCCAGGGUGCCCCCACUGGAGGUGGGCCCCAGGAGAACGGUGCUGCAGAUACUGCUCUGGCCUGCCCACCUCAUUGCCCCUGUAUCUGUCAUGCCUCCCGGCCAGGCCUAGAACUCCGAUGGGUGCCAGUGGGGGCCUCUGGGGAUGGCCCCAGAGUCCCCUGCCGGGCCUCCCCUCUGCGGGCCUCUCGCUCCCGCCCCAACCCUCCCGGCAUCAGUCAUCCCCCUGUGGUUCUCACCUCCUACCGCUCUACUGCGGAGCGCAAGCAUCUGGCGCCCCUGAAGCCUCCCAAGCCAGCUCGGGCCAGGCAGGACCAAACCACGGUGCCUGAGGACCCCCCACAGCCAGAUAUGCACCUGCCUUCUGAAGACGGAAUCCAAACAGGGGACAGUCCUGAUGGAGUUCUUUCUCACAGCACCCCUCCAGCAGCCGUGGAAGGAAGGGAUGAGGAGGGGCUGGAGGGGCUGAAGGAACAGAACUGGGAGCUGCCCCUGCAGGACGAACCUCUCUACCAGACCUACCGAGCAGCUGUGCUGUCAGAAGAGUUGUGGGGAGUUGGUGAGGAUGGGGGUUCCCCACCCACCAACCCUGGAGAAACAGCUACCUUGGCCCGCCCCCCUGGGCCCCGGAACACCCUGUGGCAGGAGCUUCCAGCUGUGCAAGCCAGUGGCCUCCUGGACACAUUGAGCCCCCAGGAGAGGCGCAUGCAGGAGAGCCUGUUUGAGGUGGUCACGUCCGAGGCCUCCUACCUGCGCUCCCUGCGGCUGCUGACAGACACCUUCGUGCUGAGCCAGGCACUCCGAGACACGCUCACCCCCCGGGACCACCAUACCCUCUUCUCCAAUGUGCAGCGCGUCCAGGGCGUCAGCGAGCGGUUCCUGGGAACGUUGCUGUCCCGGGUGCGCUCCUCUCCCCACAUCAGUGACCUGUGUGACGUGGUGCAUACCCAUGCUGUGGGGCCUUUCUCUGUCUAUGUGGAUUAUGUGCGGAACCAGCAGUACCAGGAGGAGACCUACAGCCGCCUCAUGGACACGAACGUGCGCUUCUCAGCAGAGCUUCGGCGGCUGCAGAGCCUCCCCAAGUGUGAGCGGCUCCCACUGCCAUCCUUCCUGCUGCUGCCCUUCCAGCGAAUCACACGGCUCCGGAUGCUACUGCAGAAUAUUUUGCGCCAGACAGAGGAGGGGUCCAGCCGCCAGGAAAAUGCACAGAAAGCCCUGAGUGCAGUCAGCAAGAUCAUUGAGCGCUGCAGCGCGGAGGUGGGCCGCAUGAAGCAGACAGAGGAGCUCAUUCGGCUCACCCAGAGGCUGCGCUUCCACAAAGUCAAGGCUUUGCCCCUGGUCUCCUGGUCGCGACGCCUGGAGUUGCAGGGCGAGCUGACAGAGCUGGGGUGCCGCCGGGGGGGCGUACUCUUCACCUCGCGCCCCCGCAUCACCUCCCUCUGCCUGCUGCUCUUCAGUGACCUGCUGCUCAUCACUCGGCCCAAGAGCGGUCAACGGCUACAGGUGCUGGACUAUGCCCACCGCUCCCUGGUCCAAGCUCAGCAGGUUCCAGACCCAUCUGGACCCCCUACCUUCCGCCUCUCCCUUCUCAGUAACCACCAGGGCCGCCCUACGCACCGGCUACUCCAGGCUUCAUCCCUGUCAGACAUGCAGCGCUGGCUGGGAGCCUUCCCGACCCCCGGCCCCCUUCCCUGCUCCCCAGACACCAUCUAUGAGGACUGUGAGUGCUCACAGGAACUGUGCUCAGAGCCAGCUACACCUACUAAGGUUGAGGGACAGAGACUGGAGUCCAAGGCUGCCCCCAAGCCCCUGCAGAAGAUCCCAGAAGGUUGGCUGAGAGGACUUCCUGGGGCCUUCCCUGCCCAGUUGGUGUGUGAAGUUACUGGGGAACAUGAAAGGCGAAAGCACCUUCGCCAGCACCAGGGGCUUCUGGAGGCCACUGAGCCCUCUCCAAGCACCUCCAGUACUCCCCCACCCUAAGUCAGGCUAGGGGAGGGGCAGAGGCCGGGACAAAAUGACAGCACAGCCAGGAGAUGACCAAGCCCAAACAUUCAUUCAUUGGAUGCACUGUCCUCAGAAACACUACCUCUGGUAGCAGUCAGUAGGGACACAACUGAAGGAUGGGGUAGCCAAUAAAAUCGAACUCCGAUUUCAUAGACAAACCCCGUCUAAGGCCGAUGCAAUAAGGAAGAAUGGUUUCAACCUGCCGCUUAGGAAAACAGAGACUUACUACCCAGUGGGUACUGAGCUAGCCUGGCUCCCAGCUGAUGGGUAUCCCUGCUAUGCCCCUAGCCCAGGGAGUGAAUACUAGGUCAAUGCAGUCCAAAAAAAGGCUCUACUGGAGGUAAAGUUCAAGGAUACAAUAGCUCAGAGGGGCGAGCAAGAAUUGCCACCCCCCCACCCAGUCAUGCGUGCAUGUUUCUAUGACAACUACUGGUGCUUGUGUCUGAGUCUGGGAAUAUUAGAUUCCAUUCCUGGUGGUCUCCCCUCUCCUCCCAAACCUAUUCUUCCUCCAGAGGGAGGCAGAGUGCGUGUGUCAGUGUGGGUGCACGUGUGUGCAUAUGGGAAACCAGCUACUGAACACAGUGUGUGGUGGUGUCUCCCUGUUGUCCCGCCUUCCACGUCUUCUGUUAACCCUCAUAUUCCUAAUUGUUGUCUCCAAGGAGGACAUUGUUCUGGGUGUGGCUUGGCAGUUGGAGGCCAGAGUUAGGGAGGAGAGCCCUGGGUUCCAGGUCUCCUGGUGGCCAGGGCUCUGGGACAGUUGGCAAGAGUGUUGGAGGAAUGGCCAAGCAGCCAGCAGAGCCACGCAAAGGACUGAAGCUAGCCAGCAGCUGGAGUCCACUGCCUCUCAGGAGCUCCUCACAGCUCUUUUGCUGAUCCUCAAACCCUCCACCCUGAACUGUCAUCAUCAGCCAACCUCAGCCUCAGGUUUCAGAAUUACACUCGAGUCCCAGGUUUGGGUAUAGAAAUGGGAGCUGUGUUCCAGAGGCCAGUUGGCGAGCCCACCGGACCUUCAGAAACUCUUCUGUGCUGAGAGAACAGAGCCGGUGUUGCUGCCCUGCCACGUCCAUGUCUGCCUUCUGAUGACAAAGUGCCCUGCACAAGGCCAGGAGGAGGUGACAGCAGACUGUUGCCUGUGAGUGGGGCCUGGAGCAUGGGGCAUGGCCUUCCCAGAGUCUGGCUGUGACACUUCCCCUCUGGCUCAUUCUUGGCAUGCAGCCCCAGGACAGAAAGGCAAGGGCAUGUGGGCUGUGUGUGACUUUGGAGAUUUCACCUGCCACGGAGCCUCAAGUGGAAAAUUCUCAAUAAAUGUUGGUG
Messenger RNA from Ochotona princeps (American pika), 4485 nucleotides. It is a transcript of the gene ARHGEF15, whose product is annotated as Rho guanine nucleotide exchange factor 15. Gene Ontology annotation, molecular function: guanyl-nucleotide exchange factor activity. Lineage: Eukaryota; Metazoa; Chordata; Mammalia; Lagomorpha; Ochotonidae. The record is from RefSeq and is a predicted model, not a curated record. Gene Ontology annotation, biological process: activation of GTPase activity. The coding region runs from base 595 to 3147 and encodes 850 amino acids. The transcript has 17 exons.